UGUGUGUGUGUGUGUGUGUAUGCGCGUGUGUGGCACCAGAUAUUUGGGAUAUGUUUUCAUUGUCUGUCAGAGCCUCAUUUGGUUCCCUUUCCCUCACAAUACUAAUGUGUUUUUUUUUGUUUUUGUUUUUAUUUGGGGAGGGGAUUUCCAGUUUAAGUAAGAUAGGUUUCCUGGCUUAUGAAGAAGCCAUUCUGUUUGGGGCAAGAAGUACUUGUUUGAGGGCUGUGAUGAACCAGGAUAUCUUUCUCUUGCUUUACUCUUUGAGAUUCCUACCUCUGUGGUCAUGAAGGGCCUAAAACAUGACUUGACUCUCGGUACUAAGUCUUGUCAGGAAGCCUUUUUUUCUGCCUCUAAUCUAGUGAUUCCUGGGGUUCAACAUACCUUAUUUUUAAUGUGUUUCUCUAACAUUUACAUGUUUUAUUUUGUUGUUAAAUAAUUUCUGGAAUAAGCUUCCUCUGGAUUCUUCCCACUUAAUAUCUAAACCUUCUCUCUCCCCUCCCUCUUACUAAUAGUCUUUCUCUCCUUCCUUCUAUCUGGUCCUCUCUUCUGUCCUCCUCACUGUGAGCAGCCCCACACACACACACACACACUGCCUGAGUAUUUUUUAUCUUUUCUUGUGUUGAUCAAUAUGGUGCAUUUUUCUAGCAGCUUUCCCUGAAAGUGAGGGUCUGUAUUUCUGGAAGGGACUAUUUGCCCAUUAUUUCUCAUAUUUUCAUGGCUUUAGAUGGCCAUAGUACUGUUAGGUCGCUUAGUGACUUUAGGAAUUUGUAUUUAUGGUCACCUGCAGCUCUGAACCUGAGAGGAAUUCAGUGUUAUGUGUUGUAAGACUUGCUUGCUCAGAUCCCACCGGGGAGGGUGCUCUUCUGUUGGGGAUAGACAUUUAUCAGUGACUUGGGAGAUCCUGCAACAACGUGGCUUGUCAGAAUCUGCCCUCAUUUCCCACCACUUCCUCUGCUGGCACUGCCCUGUGCCAUACCUGCUGCUCUUGUAGUUAGUUGAAUCACACCUGCUAUAUGCUCUGACCCUGUCACUUAGUUUUUGUUUUUGUUUAUAUAGAUAUCAUGGUUUUGUCUUUUACUGUUCUGGUAGGUCUCUUUUGUUUUCAUCAGGAGUUUUGGGGAGAUUAAAAAACAAUCCUGCAACUCUUACCUCAUCCUGCUCUUCUCAGUAUUUUAACAACAACAAGAAAGACUCAGAGAGGUGAAGUGAAUUGUUCACAGACAUCUAAAUGGCAAGAGGAGAAGAAAUGCUGUUUCAUUCAGACUGAUGUAUACCUACUUAAAACUAUGAGUUGUUAACUCCUUAGCAUUUAGCAUCAGGUUCUCAUUUAAGUAGCUGCCCAGAAAUUGCUUUAAAAUAGAAUGAAUCUCAGGUAUGGUCAUUGCACUUUCAGGGGUCCAGGGGGCCCAUGCAAAAUCUGUGGAUGGAACUGUCAUCAUUGUGCAAGGUUCCUUACGGACAUUUCUUCUCACAGCAGCAGCCCUGAGCACACUUUACAGAACACCCAGCCCAGCCUCCAUUUAAGUGUGAUUCACCAGCCUAAGAGGUUGAGGCCCAGAGGAAACAUGCUCACUAAAGUGAGUUGGCUCUUGAGUUCACAGGUCCCACCUCUCCAGGAAGAAGACAGCUCAUGUGAUAGGAUAAGAAAGUUCCAAGUUCAGGAAUCCAUCCUUGGCCAAGGGACCCCUGACCAUAGACCUCUCCCUGGAACGUCCCAGCAGAGUCACUGGACAGAGCAAAUCCUAGAGUGGCUGUUUAUUUCCCAGGAGCAGCUGAAAAGCACCAAGUCCAGGGGACCAUUGUCAUUCAUGGAUGUGUUUGUGGAUUUUACCCUGGAGGAGUGGCGGCUGCUGGACCCAGCUCAGAAGCACCUGUACAGGAGUGUGAUGCUGGAGAACUACAGCAACCUGGUGUCCCUGGGGUAUCAACACACCAAACCCAAUAUUAUCUUCAAGUUGGAACGAGGAGAAGAGCUGUGGAUGGUGCAUGCUCAAAUCCCAAGUCAGGGCCAUCCAGAUAAAGUCUGGGAAAUUGAUGAUCACAUCAAAUGGCAUGCAGAAAACCAAGGCAAUCUGGGAAGUAUAGCAAAAAGCUGUGAAUGCAUUGCAUUUGGAAAACUAUGUUUUCUUGGUACAAAUUAUGUUUCCUCAAAGCAGAAACCUCAUACAUGUGGCAUACAUGGAAAGAGUUUGAAAUAUGAUACAGAUUUUACUAGUAAUUAUGCUGGAAAGAAUCCUAAUACAUUUCAUGUACAUCGGGAAUCAUUCCUCCAUUCCAAACAUGAGCAAACUGUUAUUGGAAUAAAAUACUGUGAAAGUAAUGAAUCUGAAAAAGCUGUCAAUAAGAAGUCACAACUUACGUGCCAAAAAACAUAUAUGGGAGAAAAACCUUUUGAAUGUAGCUACUGUGAGAAAGCCUUCAACAGUGAGUCAUAUCUUACAGUGCAUCAGCAAACUCAUGCAGAAAAGAAACCCUAUCGAUGCAAUGAAUGUGGGAAAGACUUCAGCAGUAAAUCUUACCUCAUGGUACAUCAGAGAAUUCAUACAGGAGAGAAACUUCAUGAAUGCAGUGAAUGUGGGAAAACAUUCAGUUUCAAUUCACAACUCGUUAUACAUCAGAGAAUUCACACAGGUAAAAAUCCCUAUCAGUGCUGUGAAUGUGGGAAAUUCUUCAGUAGGAAAGACCAGCUUGUUUCACACCGGAGAAUUCAUUCAGGACAUAAACCCUAUGGUUGUAAUGAAUGUGGCAAAACUUUUGGUUUGAAAUCGCAGCUCAUUAUACAUGAAAGAAUUCAUACAGGAGAGAAACCAUAUGAAUGCAGUGAAUGUCAGAAAGCCUUUAAUACAAAGUCAAACCUUAUGGUACACCAGAGAACCCAUACGGGGGAAAAACCCUAUGGUUGCAGUGAAUGUGGCAAAGCAUUCACGUUCAAAUCACAACUUAUUGUACAUCAGGGCACUCACACAGGAGUAAAGCCCUAUGGGUGCAUUCAGUGUGGGAAGGCAUUCAGUUUGAAUUCACAGCUCAUUGUACAUCAGAGAAGUCACACAGGAAUGAAACCUUAUGUAUGCAACGAAUGUGACAAAGCCUUCCGAAGCAAGUCAUACCUCAUUAUACAUAUGAGGACACACACCGGAGAGAAACUCCAUGAAUGCAAUGAUUGUGGGAAAGCCUUCAGUUUUAAAUCACAACUGAUUAUACAUCAGAGGAUUCACACAGGAGAGAGCCCAUAUAAAUGCCAUGAAUGUGGGAAAACUUUCAGUCGGAAAUAUCAGCUCAUUUCACACCAGAGAACUCAUGCAGGAGAGAAGCCCUAUGAGUGCAGUGACUGUGGAAAAGGUUUUGGUUUAAAGUCACAGCUUAUUACACACCAGAGAACUCAUACAGGAGAGAAACCCUUUGAAUGUAGUGACUGUCAGAAAGCCUUUAAUACAAAAUCAAACCUUAUUGUACAUCAGCGAACUCAUACAGGAGAGAAACCAUAUGGUUGUAGUGAAUGUGGAAAAGCCUUUACAUUCAAGUCACAGCUCAUUGUACAUCAGGGCGUUCACACUGGAGUAAAACCUUAUGGAUGCAAUCAGUGUGAAAAAGCCUUUAGUUUGAAGUCACAGCUGAUUGUCCACCAGAGAAGUCAUACAGGAGUAAAACCAUAUGGGUGCAGUGAGUGUGGGAAGGCCUUCAGGAGCAAAUCAUACCUUAUUAUACAUAUAAGAACUCAUACAGGAGAGAAACCACAUGAAUGCAGUGAAUGUGGAAAAUCCUUUAGUUUCAAUUCACAACUCAUUGUACAUCAGAGAAUUCACACAGGUGAAAAUCCCUAUGAGUGCAGUGAGUGUGGGAAAGCUUUUAACAGGAAAGACCAGCUUAUUUCACAUCAGCGAACUCAUGCUGGGGAAAAGCCUUACAGGUGCAGUGAAUGUGGGAAAGCCUUUAGCAGCAAGUCAUACCUCAUAAUACACAUGAGAACCCAUUCAGGAGAAAAACCAUAUGAAUGUAAUGAAUGUGGGAAAACCUUCAUUUGGAAGUCACUACUCAUUGUACAUGAGCGAACUCAUGCAGGGGAAAAUCUUUAUAAAUGUGGUCAGUGUGAGAAAUCCUUCAGUGGGAAAUUACGGCUCGUUGUACACCAGAGAAUGCAUACAAGGGACAAACCCUAUGAAUGCAGUGAAUGUGGAAAAGCCUUCAUUAGGAAAUCUCAGCUCAUUGUACACCAGAGAACUCAUUCAGGAGAGAAACCCUAUGGAUGUAAUGAAUGUGGAAAAACCUUCUCUCAGAAAUCAAUUCUCAGUGCACAUCAGAGGACACAUACAGGAGAGAAACCUUGUAAAUGUCCAGAUUGUGGGAAAGCCUUUUGUUGGAAGUCACAGCUCAUUAUGCAUCAGAGAACUCAUGUAGAUGAUGAGCAUGUUGAGUUAAAUGUGUGAAACUUUUCUCUCAAAAGUCAAUUCUCAGAAGUUACCAACAAAAUCAUAUGGAAGAGAAACUCUGUCAAUGGAAAUGUCUUAUCCUCUAGAAAACUCAUACCAAACAGAAACAUUGUGAAUACACAGCAAAGGUAAAGGCAUCCAGAGAAAGCUGUUCUUUACAUGCAAAAAGAUACAAAAUGUACAUGGGAAUCCUGUGAAUUUAGCAAACCCUUUGAAAAAUUUUAGCAGCAACUCAUACACUUUUAAACAGUUUAUACAGGUGAAGAACUAUAGAAAUGAAAUAGAUGUUGGAAAGUCAUUAAUAUAUGGUAACAUUCACAAAGAGGAAACUUCAUGGAACAAAUGGAAAUAGAAUAGACUCCUUUAAAAUUCAUAGUUUGUUAAACAGCAUUUUAAAGAGAAAAAUUACAGAACCAGCGAAUGGCAGAAUUAUCAAAACUACAGACAUUUUAGGUAUCAGAAGUUCAUAUCUCUUAGGAAUCAUGCUAUAAGGGAAGUUUUCAUCUAAAAAUGACAAACCCUAGCAGAGAAAUAGUAAUGUAGGAAGGAAGAUCUAUUAUGUGUCAAGUAUGGUUAAGCCUCAGCAGGAAUAUUUAUCUCAUUAUAUAUCAGGGUUCAUUUUAAAAACACCUAUUAUUUUAAUUUGGAGAAAUGUCUUACAGAAAUAAUUUCAGGAAAUUAUGUUGCAGGUGUUCCAAGUUUAUGAAUAUAUUGGAGAAAAUGCCCAACUAUAAAUGUUUAUAGAAGGUAAAGAUUAUUUUAGUAUGUAGAUAAAUUUAAUAAUUAGGUUAACAAAAAGAAAUUCAUCCUAAGACCUACAAGGGUGUUUAGAUAUCUUAUAUAUACACCACAUAGUAUGUAUUUUGCAUAUUUUGACAUUUUAUUUGUGAAUGCCAUAUGUGAGACAAAUUAGUAGAUACAAUGCCAGUGAUUUCUACUAUGAAUACCAACAUUGUUUCUUCUUACCAAAUGCAACUUGUUACUAGAAUAAUAUAGCUUGUUAUUAAGAAUACAUUUCAACACUACAAACAUUUUCUCCUAUUAUUUUCUACCCUGUGUAAACAGUCCUUACAGCUACCUUUUUAGUUAUAGGAACCAAUAUGGUGUACAUUUCAUUUGUUUGCAUAGCCUGGAAUCUGUUCUAUCUUCACUGGUUAGAAUCUCUUGAUUUCCUUUCGGAGAAAUAUACCCUCACAGUCUAUGAAGCCACAAUAGAACCAUCAUUCAAGAUGCCCUGCCAAGGACUUGGCAUGGUCACUAAGUAUGGCUGAGACAUGUGAAAUUUUACAAUUUUAGUGGAUUUCCAAAGUACAAAAAACAAACUGAGCUUUUAUUCUAUGGUUGUAUCUUGAUGUGAUUAUUAACUAGUUAUUUUUAUAGAGAUAUUCCAGAAUAGCUUUAGUUACUGUCAUUUUCUUAACCUACUUCUCUUGUCUUUUAAUUUGAGCUACUUGUUAUCUUUUUAAUACAUUGUGUGUUUGAUGUGUUUCUAUUGUUUACAGCUUAGUAACUCAGACUGCUUCAGAAAUGGGUAUUAGAGUGGGAGGUGUAGUCAGAAGCUUACAAGGUUAUAUGGAUAUUUGGAAAUGGUUGUUUCCCAAGACAAGAUUGAAACCUUUGAAGUCUCCAUUCAUAUUCCAUGGCAGAAACUAGUCUCAUGAUAAGAACUAGUGAAACUAAUUGUUGUCAUAUCCUCACUGAGGUUCUGUGAAAAUGGAGCAGUCGCUAUUGAAAAAUUUCAAACAUAGUAAGAAUUCUGGAUUGUGUUGAAGUGAGGAAUGCUUCUGAUGGCCCUGGAUAGCAUGGAAAAUAAUGAGCUCAAAAUCUCAAUUAAAGGAAGGGUAUAAAGUCAGUGGACUUUAAGUGAUACUGCUGAAAUAUUUACAUGUAGCUAUAAUAUUAGAGUGGUGAAAAGUCAUUCUCCCAGUUGGUUACUCACAAAGUAUGUUUUCUUCACAACUUCAUCAAAUUUCUCAUGUAAAUGGGCAUUAAUCUUGAAAGAGUAGGACCCUGACAAUUAGAUUUGGGCUUCUUAGAGGAAUACGAGAAUUCAGCACAACAAAUAUUUCUGAAACAAUCUCCACUUUGUACUCUAUUAGAGAACCCUAUAUCUUACCCAAAGAAACUGUUUCUUCCUUGAUUGGGAAAAAUUUGGUAAUUUCUGAAUGCUUUAUUUAUAUUGUGUUCCACUCAUUAUACAGAAUCCAAUCUGAAGAUACCUGGGGUGAAGAAUGGUGAUUCAAAGAAGGGAAGAAAAAGCUUGUAUAAUCAAAGAAUUGCAGAUAUUUGCUAAAGUAUAUUCCCUAAAUCUGGGAAAUAUUGUUAAAGUGUACUUUUUCAUGAAUGUAUUGAGGAAGACCAAAUAAACUCACAAGAGUUUCAGUUUACUACUA
Microcebus murinus (gray mouse lemur) is the source of this 6820-nucleotide messenger RNA. RefSeq names its product zinc finger protein 268 (gene ZNF268). Gene Ontology annotation, molecular function: RNA polymerase II cis-regulatory region sequence-specific DNA binding; DNA-binding transcription factor activity, RNA polymerase II-specific. Lineage: Eukaryota; Metazoa; Chordata; Mammalia; Primates; Cheirogaleidae. The record is from RefSeq and is a predicted model, not a curated record. Gene Ontology annotation, biological process: regulation of transcription by RNA polymerase II.